Molecule: messenger RNA, 2068 nt
Organism: Clarias gariepinus (North African catfish)
Lineage: Eukaryota; Metazoa; Chordata; Actinopteri; Siluriformes; Clariidae
Exons: 4
Coding region: 111-1370 (419 amino acids)
Biological process (GO): regulation of apoptotic process
Source: RefSeq, a predicted model, not a curated record
CCCGCCUCUCGUUCUCUCCAUCUGUAAAGAUCUCAGAGGAGCUCAGGUGACACCAGACAACCUGAAACACGGCCGAGUCACAAAUCAGCUUCUGCUCGUUCCCAGACACUAUGGAAGAACGUUUUCUAAAGAAUCACAGGAGUGAAAUUAUACAAAAGACGAGAGAACCAAUCGCUCUGGCUGACAGGCUACGUGAAAAUAACUGUAUAUCAGAUGAACUGUACAAUAAAAUACAAACACAGAGACACAAAGAAGAUCAAAUGCGUGAAAUUUACAAAUGUCUUAAUAGCAGAACACACUUUAUCUGUACGUAUGAUUGGUUAAAGGAGAGAGAGUCCAAUGUGCUCGAAGACCUGGACAAAAGACCUAGAGAUGAGACUCACCCAACUGUGGAUGAAACUGAUAACAUUAGUUCAGAAUUACCUGAUCUCAAGAUGAUCUCCACCUUCGCCAAACUGGAAACCUGGGUGUCUAACAACAGUCAAAAGCUGAUCAGUGACUUGAAGGAAAAACUUGGAGAAAGUGGCAUGGAGGCUUUAAAAAACGAAUUAAAGAACAGAGAGUCAAAAAAUAAUUUGUGCUUCAAUUCUUAUAAUAUUAAAGACAUCAAGGGAAAUAAGGAACUUGACGACUUUCUCAGUAAAAAAAACACAAAAAUUCCUAAACUGACAUUUAGCAUGUUUUUUAAGAAAAAUGAUUUUGCAUCAUCGGGGGAAAAAAAUGGAAACACAACAGACUAUGAUGAGCCCAUGGACACAACUGAGUCUAUAAACAUCAGCAAUACAGACUUUAAUGCGAAAAAGGACAACAACACAAAAAGGAAAACGUCCACAACCGGAGGAGUAAAAGAUGAGACAGGAGAAGGUUCAAGAAGAAACACUGAUUCUGCUUCAGGAUCAUCUGUGAAGGGAGGCAGGAAGGUUAAUAAGCUAAAGAAGAAAAAUGACAUGAACAAUCUCCUUCGUGAUUGGGCAUCGAGACAGUGUGAUGGUUCUGAUGAAGAGAUAAAGAACGUAUUUCACCAGAUCUCGAUUAUAAACAUGGCAGAACACAGGGAGUAUCCGUGCUUUACUGCUGAAAAUGUCAGAGUGUACAAGAACCCAAAAACAUGUGAAAGCCAAAUCAUCUUUAUUGCUGAUGAAAAGAUGCCCAAGACCAGCGCUGACACCAUGGUCCAUUAUCACAUGUUUGUGUGUGACCUCCAGAAGGCAAUCCUGUUGGGGACUAAAGACAAGACUGAACAGGAGAUUAAAUAUGAAGAGGGUUUCAUACGUAUAGACAAGUGUAAAAGGUUCAUUUUUGAAGUGUUUGCUCCCACAGUUGCAUUGUUUAAAAAGAUUCAGAAAGAAGAGCUGUACUCUCUCAUCUGAGGACGAUUAUCCAAAAUUCAAUUGCAGAUUAUUUGUAUAGCACUUUUAAUAAUGGCCUUUAAUGGAUAUAAGUUUAAAAUAAGAAAGUGUACAGUUUUGUCAGUUUAUCCCUAAUGAGUAUGAUGGGUGUGGUGGUGCUGAGUGAGAAACCUGUUGAGUUAACUUGAGGUGGAAACCUUGAAAAGAAUCUGACUUAAAAGGAACCUGUCCUUAUUUGGUUCAUACACAUAGCGAGACCAUAAAUAAUCUUAUUCUAUAACUGUUAUCUGGCCAAAAGAGCAAACAGAUGCAUAGCCAGAUGUAGCCUGUUCCCUUGUUAGUCCAUGACCAAUCAAUCAGAUAAAGGCCUGGAGAUGUUCCUGAGUGUUACAUUUGCAUUUCAAAUUCAAAUUAAAAUUUUAUUUGUCACAUACACAGUCAUACACAGUACGAAAUGUAGUGAAAUGCUUAUACGACUGCCAUUGACCCUAAAAGAGAAUUAAAGUUUACAAUAAGAAAUAAAUAUGAAUAAAAGAAAAACGAUAGAAAAAUUAAAUAGAAAAAUUAAAUUAAACUAGGAAAAAUAGAACUAAAAAUAAAAAUAGAAAUAUGAUGUACAUAAAAAUAGAAAUAUACUGUAAAAAUUGAAAUAUACUGUACUGGGUGUGCAAAUAUGCAUAGAAUAAAGUGUCUUUGUGCAAAGGUUAUUAAAGUGUCUU